Armigeres subalbatus is the source of this 2381-nucleotide messenger RNA. RefSeq lists its product as uncharacterized. NCBI's taxonomy places the organism in Eukaryota, Metazoa, Arthropoda, Insecta, Diptera, Culicidae. The record is from RefSeq and is a predicted model, not a curated record. Bases 659 to 1621 code for a protein of 320 amino acids. The transcript is spliced from 4 exons.
GCCGUCUCGCGGCGCGUUUGAAUUCUUCGCAUGCAGUUAGUCAAUGUUGAACCGCGCAUAUGACCGGUUGCGUAUCAUAACGUUUAGGUGUAGUAUACUGCCAACCGUCACCGUGUUCAGCAAGCUAUUCGGUUGUUGGUGCAAUUCUGGGUGGAAGGAAUAUAUUGCAGAGCGAGUUGAUUAGAUCCGAGCAAAGUGGAGUUGGAGUAUCGGUGUGCCAUCGCAUGUUAAAAUUGUGCGCUUAGGGCCAACGUGUGAACAGCCUCAAUACCGCUACCCUAAAACCGCAAGUUUUACACUUCCUGUUGUAGAUUGUUUGUGUUGCCGCUGGCGUUGUGAAAAAAGGCGGCCUGUGGAGUUUAGUGCGGUGGGUGUACGAAUCGGCGAAGAGUGGAGCACCGAAUAAUAAGCGAUUCAAUAAGCUUGGUCCAAAUUCUGGAGAAUUGUGCAUGUCUCAGCUUACGUUCCACGAAGAGGCUUAGUUCGGGAGAAUAAAAAAAAGAGUCAGUGAAUAAAUCAGACAAAGAGCCCACGCCGACAGUUAGUGUGCUUCUCUGUUUUUCCCUUUUUAUUGGUUCCGUUGUUGGAUUAUUAGGUUCCCGCGUCGUCGUCUGUCUAGAGCGGCCGUCACGUUUGGGAUUUAACGGAGAGCACCCAUAUGGCUCCCUCCAAUGAUUAUGACGACAGUUGCUCGCAGGACGGAUGCUCCGAUACCAUGCGGUCAUCCGAGCACACUGGUCACAAAUCUAGAUCGUCAUGCUCGGCGAUACCGGAACAUGAUUCCGAACGGUGUCUGAUGGUACAGUCUCCUUUGAGCUCGACUUCGUCGUCCAGUGGUAUCAGUGCUAGUACGAGUUUCUCGGUGAUCAACUAUGUUGGAAAAUCUCAAAAGCAAUCAUCUCGCAGAACUUCUGCGCUACACAGUCGGACUCCAUACGAAAAGCCAACUUCAAUUCAACCGAGCAAGGUAGAAACAUUGGACGAAACUACCAGCUCUUCCGUAGCGUCUUCCGUCGAUGGCUACUCAACGAUCGGAGAUUCCGUCUCGGUGGAGGAUGUUGCAGAAAUGGUGGACAUGGACGAAAGCCGAUCCAGCGAUCAGCAAGCUCUAGCACAACAAGCGCAACAUCAGAUGCAGCAGCCCCGCAUUUUCCAUGGACCACGGAGCCACCGGUCGAUGAGCGUAUCUUCCAGUGGAUGCUCCAGCUCGAUGGAUGACCGUAGCUACGAUUUUUCCCCAUUGGAUAGUUGUCGCUGUACGUCGCUCGGCAUCUCGGACUUCGAUGACGACGGUUUCCGCGAGGACGGCAGCAUAUCGUCCAUGUACUCAGUAUUUUCAUCACCACGGUCGUAUAACCCGCAUCACCAGCUUCAUCACAAUCACCAGAACAUUCCUCACCACCCCAACAAUACCAAGGGACUGUUCGACAUCGCACUGAAAACGGUCAAACUGAUCCGACGCAACCAGGAGCUGCAAAUGCAGUUGGCUCAGCUUCAGCAGGAGACCAACGCUUUCAUCGAGUCUGUGAUGGCUAAUCCGGAGAAUGAAUCGUUGCGAAACCAUAUGCACGGGGGUGGUGCCAUCCGGGCGGUGACACCGACUGUGGUGGUUCAGAAGUAGAAUGGUACCGACGCCUGCCGGAACUAUGGUGCCCAGUCCGCGAUCUCAAUCAUCUUGCUUGAAUCCUUUGUUUUAUUUAUUCGCUUAGAUCUGCACAAACUGUGCUCCCAUUAUUAGAGUCUGAGUAGAUUUCAGUGUUUAGGUAUUGUUUUCACCUCGUUUUAGCAGAAACAAUAUUAAGCGCAUCAAUACUGCUGAAAUGAGAUAUCAUUUGGCUGUUCACAAAUAAUUAGUGUUGAUAAGUUUUCGUUCUCUUUUUAAUCGUAGACGAUUUCGAUAUUCGUCAACAGCGUUGAGGAAUCUUUAUUUAUUGCCACAAGCUUCUGCGGCUUUGGAACUAAUGUUCUGAGAACAACAAUCACAAUCAUAUUUAUAACUGUUUAACAGCAGGAUAGAUGUAGUUUGUCAACCUUGGGUUGCAUAAGAAACGCUUAAAAUCACAAAACAGCAACAGUGAAAAUAAACUUAACAAGCAAUGGUUCGAAACACUUUCAUCAAACAGCAUUUAUGUCGUGUGUGAAUAAAACAUAUUCUUACAUUAUAAACAUCUAUCCUUUCAUGCGAGAUGCUUCGCAUUGUUUCUAUGAAACUUUAAACGAAAAAGAUUAUUUUUCUAAAAUCUUGACUCAUUAGGAGAUAGGUGAACUCCACACUCAAUUGGAACAAAAUUCAUAUAUCGGAUGUAAAACUAUAGUAAUAAGAAAAUAAAGCAUGAGAAGUACUGAAUAAAAAUCUCCUACUAUGAAAGACGAUAGCUUUG